UGAAUUACUGUUGGAAAUGUACUAUUGUAAUUCUGCUCUGAAAAUAACUAUUUGUUUGUUAUUAAAUAUAUUUAAAACAAAGCAGUAUGUUAAGAUAUCCUAUUCUUGAUUGCAGAAAACAAAUAUGUAAAAGGAUUGCUGAUGCUGUUGGUAUAUUUUCAGAAGCAAACUAUGAUACUUUAAAUUCCAAAUUGCGUCUACAACAUAAAUGUGAACAUGAUUUGUCUUCUGUUUAUUUUCAUAUUUCUACUGACGAUCUUAAAUCUCUUAAUGUUCCUAAUAUUUAUAAUAUUUUACAUAUGGAGUGUGAUACUUCUGUUAAACAAAUCUCAAAAAACUCGAUUGAAGGAAAAGAAAAUAUUAUUUUUCAAGUUGACAAAAAUGAGCUUUAUACCUCAGUUUUAAAAUCAUCAUUGAAUUCUAAUGAAGGUGAAGUUUUGAGAUAUUCUCCUAAAAACAAUAUAUUGAUCGAUUUUAGUUCACCUAAUAUUGCGAAACCCUUUCAUAUGGGCCAUUUAAGAUCAACUAUUAUUGGAAAUUUUGUUGCCAAUGUUAUGAGCUUAUCAAGUAAUGUUAUAAGAUUAAAUUAUCUUGGAGAUUGGGGGACUCAAAUUGGAUAUGUCAAAAUAGGUUUGGAUUCCUUGAAUGUCCCAGAUGUUCUUCUUCUUAAAAAUCCAAUGAAAGAGUUAUAUAAAGCUUACAGUUUAGCCUACAAUAAAGAAGAUUCAUUAGAUAAGGCUAAGGAAAUAUUUGCUGAAUUAGAAAAAAAUUCAUCAGACUGGACUGAAGAAUGGAAAAAAAUUAGAUUAACGACAGUAAAACAUUUGAAGGAAAUGUACAGUUCAUUGGGAAUUUCAUUCAACGAAUACUUAUAUGAAUCAGAUUAUCGUGCACAAAAUAUUUCUCAUGUUACUGAUCACAUGGAUGGUAUUGGAUUGAUUAGUAAAAAAGGAAAUUGUUUGGCAAUGGAAAUGGAUGGCAUAGAAAUACCUUUAUUUAAAAGUGAUGGAACAACCUUGUAUUUAAUGAGAGACAUCGCUUCUGCUCUAGAUCGCAUUAAUAAAUAUGAUUGUGAUACUCUUAUGUAUGUUGUUGAUAAAAGUCAAUCUGAACAUAUGAGUAGGCUUAAAUUUGCCAUUUCUAAAUUAGUAGACAAAAAUAUAGUGCACGUACCAUUCGGGAGAGUCACUGGAAUGAGUACGAGAAAAGGCACAAGUAUUUUUCUUGCAGAUAUAUUAAAUGAAGCUGUUAAUAUAAUGGCUCAACAACAAGUCAAGUCACCAAACACUAGAAGUUCCGACUCAGAAGUGACUAGAGUUCUUGGCAUAACCUCUUUAUUGGUAUAUGUUUUAAAACACAGAAGGGAUCGUAAUUUUCUGUUUAGUUGGCAAAAUGCUCUACAGGCUACAGGUGAUACAGGAAGUAAACUGCAGUAUACUCACUGUCGAUUGUGCAGCUUAGAAGAAAAUUGCGGUGUUCUUUUGCCCAAAGAGAUUAAUGCAACAGUUCUCAUGGAACCAAUUGUGUUUGAACUUAUGUAUGAAUUGACAAGGUUUCAGGAUGUUAUCAAUAGCUGCCAAAAUGAAUUAGAGUCUUCUUACUUAGUGAAUUAUGUAUUUAAAUUAUGUAACACUGUGAAUCGUUGUUUAAAAAAUUUGCCAGUAAAGGGACAGCCUUCAGAUAUUGCUGAGCAACGAUUGUUACUUUUCCAUACUGCUAAAACGUUUCUACAUUCAUCAAUGAAGAUUCUUGGUUUACAGCCUCUUAAUAAAAUGUAGAUUUUACUUAAUUUUUUUUACAUAUUUAUUUUAUUUUCCCUAUUAUGAUUUAUAGAAUUCAGUAACAGCUGAUUUGUAUUUUUAGUUUGAUCAAUGUUACAGAUUAUCCUCAUUAAAUUAGGAGAGAUUUCAAAGACCAUAUUCAUUUAAGAAUAGGGUUAAUGUUUUCAAAUAAAAC
Molecule: messenger RNA, 1956 nt
Organism: Nezara viridula (southern green stink bug)
Lineage: Eukaryota; Metazoa; Arthropoda; Insecta; Hemiptera; Pentatomidae
Source: the annotation of a GenBank genome assembly